AAAGCGGGUACGACGGUCAGACACGUGCGCGCGCCAAUGAAAGUCAAAUAAAAGUUUGCGGUUUGGAGGUUUAUUUCUCUCCUAAUUUGUUCGAAACGCGUGUUUCUAAAAUGGGAUUGACAAAACAAUACCUUCGUUAUGUCCCCGGACCAGUAUUUAACGUAAUUGCAAGCUUGAAAUCCAAUGCCGUAUUUGUGGAAUUGAGGGCACAAGUUGGGCGGUAUGUUGCUGCUGGAGCAUGUGAAAAUGUCAUCAUCUGGGACUCGAAAACUGGAGAAAAAAUAAAUACUUUGUUGGGCGAAAAGCAUUGUGUUACGGUACUAAAAACGAGCCCUAACAACAGACAACUUGCGGUUGGCUAUGAAGAUGGUGUUGUCAGGCUCUUUGACCUCAACAGUGGAGAAUGCUUGGUUACCUUCAGUGGACACAAAAGUGCAGUUACAUGUCUGGCAUUUGACACAGAUGGUAUGAGAUUGGUCUCUGGAGCAAAGGACACAAACAUCAUCAUCUGGGAUACUGUAUCUGAAGCUGGCCUUUACCGUUUGAGUGGACACAAAGGUCCCAUCACCAAAUGCUGUUUUCUCGAACAGCACAAUAUUUUAGUUAGUAGUUCUCUUGAUACAUUGGUCAAAUUUUGGGACCUGGACACCCAACACUGCUUCAAAACACUAGUGGGUCACAGAUCUGAAGUUUGGGAUAUGGUCGUCAUGAAAGACGAUCGUUACUUGGUCACCGGGUGCAGCGAUAGCGAACUGCGAGUAUGGAAGAUUCGCUUUCCGAACGCCGAAGAAGAUGAAGAACAACAGAAAGCUACCCCCAAAAAGGCACGUAGCGAUGCUGACGAAGAAGAAAAAGAAGACGACGAAAAAGACAACGAGGACGAUGACAACAGCAUUCUUCAGUGCACUAAAAUCGGAACGAUAUUGAGACAGGGUCGCGAUCGCGUGCUCAGCAUGACGACAGACGCAAGUCGCAGUAUUUUAGCAUGCCAUGGCAUGGACUCCAUUGUGGAACUCUUUCGUUUCCACAGCGAAGAAGAAAUUCAAAAGAUAUUCAACAAACGCCAACGAAAGUUCAAAAAACAAAAUCCCGAGUCGAAGGAAGAGUUAACAGUAGCAUUGCAAGACGAGGUGCUGCGAAUCCAAUCCAUUCAGGCUUCAGCCAAAGUCAAAGCCAUCGACAUCUAUGUCUCUAGCAAAGAAGAGCUCAAACUUUUGGUGCUGCUGCGUGGCAACUCAUUUGAGAUUCACGUUGUCGGCAGUAAAGUCUCCAACAAGAACGAAAUGACAAAAGUUGGGGCGCUCUCCAUUCCCGGUCAUCGCACGGACGUGCGUGCACUGUGUUUCAGCUCGGACAAGAUUGCAUUGGCAUCCGCCAGUGGAGAAUCAUUAAAGAUUUGGAAUCGAGGCUCGCAAAACUGCAUCAGAACCAUGCCCUGUGAUUACGCUCUCUCGAUCCUCUUUGCACCGGGUGAUCGUAACGUGAUCGUAGCUACCAAGACGGGCAAACUGCAGAUCUUUGACAUCGCAGCUGGACGUUUGCUGGAAGAGAUCGCCGCUCACGAAAAAGAGGCCUGGUCUAUCGCCAUGAGUCCAGAUCUUCGUGGCAUAGCGAGUGGCGGUGCCGAUAAGAAGGUCAAAUUUUGGCAAUUUGAAUUAGUGCCCGACUUAGCAGGGGAGUCGAUGGAAGACGAUGGGCGAGGACACGGUAAAAGACUGAGCCUGGCUCAUACGAGAACGUUACAGUUGGAGGAAGAUGUACUGUGCGUUCGCUUUAGCCCCGACCAACGUCUUAUUGCGGUUUCGCUACUCGACUCGACCGUGAAAAUUUUCUUUGUCGACACGCUCAAAUUCUUCUUGUCGCUCUACGGUCACAAAUUCCCCGUUCUCUGCAUGGACAUAUCCUACGACUCGACCACCAUUAUCACCGGUGGUGCCGACCGCAACAUUAAAAUAUGGGGCUUGGACUUUGGCGACUGUCAUCGAUCCAUUUUCGCUCACGAAGACAGCAUCCUGGGUCUUCAGUUUGUCUCCAAGACUCAUCUCUUCUUCUCUUGCGGCAAGGACGGCAAGUUGAAACAGUGGGACGCUGACAAUUUUGAGAAUAUCACUACGCUAUCGGGUCACCACGGCCAAGUGUGGGCGCUGGCCGUCAGCGAAGAUGGCAAGUACGUCAGCUCCGCCGGACACGAUCGCUCCAUUCGACUUUGGGAGCGAACGCAGGAGCCGCUGGUGUUGGAGGACGAACGAGAAACUCAACGGGAAGCUGAAGCCGAUCAGGCGUUGGCUUUGGGUGAAGAUCGAGUGAUACCCGGCAUCAAAGCUGGUGAGGAAGCAUCUUUACCUGGCCGAAAGACGGUCGAAACAGAACGGGCAGCUGAAAGAAUUAUGGAAGCUGUCGAAGUCCACAAGGAAGUAUCCCAACAGUUGGCAGAGUACCGUGACAAACUCGAUCAACAUCAACAAUCUGGCAAGGAUGUUUCUCAGACUCCAGCCGCCCCUCAACCUCAUCCGCUCAUGGUGGCUUAUGACACGUCCGAUCCGGACAGAUAUUUGCUGAAGGUGUUGCGCCAGGUGAAAUCCAGCGAAGUGGAAGAAGCCCUCCUCGUCCUGCCCUUUCACUACGUCGGCAGCCUGUUGACUUUGCUGGACCAGCUACUGGAAAAAGGCUGGGAAACUGAAUUGGUGAUGCGGAUUUUGCUCUUUCUCGUCCGUCUUCAUCACGGCCCGAUCUCGAACGCUCCGUCUCUGCUGCCGAUCUUGAACCGAUUGCAGGGAGUGGCUCGCAAACGAGUCGACCAAGUCCGCGAUCGUAUCGGUUUCAACUUGGCUGGACUCCAAUACCUGCAACGAGAACUAGAAGAGCGCGAGGCCGUACAGUUAUUCGCUGACGCUUCCGACCGAGUCAAGCAGAAACGCAAGCAGCGCCGGAACAAAGACAAGGCUAAACAAAGGGCUAUUCUGACGUUGUAAAAAUAAUGGGUGGAAAAAAGAAACACACGAAAAAAAAAAAAAAAAAAGAGAAAUUCCAAUAAAAAAAAAAUAAUGAAAUGAGAAAAGAAAAAUAAUUUUGGCUGAGAAAAAAGGACAACGAUCGACGAAAACAAACGGAACGAUAGGGAAACAUUUGUCAUUUUUUGGGUCGGUUGAAAAGAGAAAGAAAAUUCCCUCUUAAAAAUAAAACGAUAAAUAAAAAGAAAGAAAUGUCAAAGAAAAAAUGUGUCAGCGACGGAAGAAGAAAAAAAAUUUUUUUAUAAUGUAGG
Molecule: messenger RNA, 3262 nt
Organism: Daphnia carinata
Lineage: Eukaryota; Metazoa; Arthropoda; Branchiopoda; Diplostraca; Daphniidae
Product: WD repeat-containing protein 3-like
Exons: 4
Coding region: 111-2972 (953 amino acids)
Biological process (GO): maturation of SSU-rRNA
Cellular component (GO): small-subunit processome; Pwp2p-containing subcomplex of 90S preribosome
Molecular function (GO): snoRNA binding; protein binding
Source: RefSeq, a predicted model, not a curated record